UCCAAAGAGUAAAUGAAGGCGCCCAUGGAAACAGGCCUGUUGAGUAACGACCGCCCCUGGAUUUGGAUUGGCAUUUCAUCGGAACUUUUUGCACUUGCACGUGACCUUAAAAACAAGAAGUGCGAAAGACUGAGGACUUUUAAAUUUCAAUAUUUGCAGGCAAGCCAAGAGUGGAGGUCAAGGAGGAGUAUCGAUCAUUGUUUGAAGCCGCAGUAAAAGGUGAUUGGAAAGGUGCCGAGAAAAUCCUCGAUCAUGAUCCCGAAGCAAUCACGGCCACACUUUUGACCACAGGACGUCGUCCAGCUACUGUGCUCGAUAUUGCGGUUAUUGUCGGACAAGAUCAAUUGGUGGAAAACCUGGUUAAACGUGUCCCUGCGGAAAAGAAAGCUCCCAUUUUAAAGGCUGCCCUCUGCCAUGCUGCUCGGAUGGGAAGAAAAAGAAGGGUAGAGGAAUUAGUAGAUGAUCUUGACAAAGCUGGUAAAUCAGGUGUAGGAGUUGCCUUGUCAAUUGCUACUAAAAGUGCUCCUAAGCAAAAGGAGGUUAUCUGGUUCCUAGCCACCAGACAUCUAAAAUCCACCCCAAAGUAUGAUCUCGUGCUUGCCCUUAUUAAGGCUGGCCAUUUGGACAUACUCUUGUAUUUAGCUAACGCAUACCCCAAGUUAACGAACUUUGACACGAGCAAAAACCUUGGCAUGUUAAAAGACUUAGCGCACGUGAAGUCUUACUACCGCAGUGGAGCUCAACUCAAUUUUUGGGAAAAGUGUAUUUACCAAUGUAUCCCUCCCUCGGUUGAUCAAUCAUCUAACAAGGUCAAAGACGCCAAGAUGGCUCGAGGCAAAAUUGCUCAUCUAUUACGUGUAGCACCUUUUAUCAACAGGAUUGGAGAAUUGAAGUUACGGCACGAAUGCUGGCUUGCGUUAGCAAAUCUAGUUUUUAAAGGGUUGAAGGAUCUUAUGAAAACUCCUAAAAUGCUCCAAUUGACUUCAGCCAUUGUCCAUGAAGCUGCAUCUAAUGGAAUAUCUGAAAUUGUCAAGUUAUGUCUUGAGCAAUAUCCGGAACUGAUGUGGGAUAUAAAAUUCACAAAAGAACUGAUUGAAGAAGUUGUGAAGGGACGGCAUGUUGAGUUGUUUAGACUAAUGAAUGCAUGCGACACAAUUCCAAACUUGAGGUACGACAUUCAGAGGAACCGCGACCUGAUGGAGGCAGUAGUAGGAUGGUCAACAGGAUAUGCACCGGCAGAUGUUUCUGGGGCAGCUUUUCUUAUGCAAAGGGAACUUCAAUGGUUUGAGGUACUGGAAAAUAGGAGCUCUCCUAAAAUUGAAAGUCUAAAAUUCAAGGUCGGUUCACCUUAUUUGUUUUGCCACCCUUUUGUGCUCUUUAAUUUACAUUUGUGUUAAUUGAAGGUGAUGAAAGAUGAGAGCGAUCCUUCUUCUA
Molecule: messenger RNA, 1434 nt
Organism: Eucalyptus grandis
Lineage: Eukaryota; Viridiplantae; Streptophyta; Magnoliopsida; Myrtales; Myrtaceae
Exons: 5
Coding region: 426-1397 (323 amino acids)
Source: RefSeq, a predicted model, not a curated record